Molecule: messenger RNA, 892 nt
Organism: Ananas comosus (pineapple)
Lineage: Eukaryota; Viridiplantae; Streptophyta; Magnoliopsida; Poales; Bromeliaceae
Exons: 2
Coding region: 168-746 (192 amino acids)
Source: RefSeq, a predicted model, not a curated record
GCUAAAUUAGACCAACAAAAAAUAAUAAUAAUAAUAAUAACUCCCAGAAAAAAAAAGAAUUGAGCUAAAAAAAAGAAGUGGAGAUGAACAUACCUUUGCUCGAAUAAUAAUUCCACCUCAAAAUCCCAAAUCCAUCGAAUUUACACAGCAAUCCCACUAAAAAAAAUAUGGCGGCCUCCGCGAUCGCCUCCGCCAUUUCUUCUUCUUCUUCGUCGUUGUCGUCGUCGCCCUUCUCCCGUUCGCAUCUCCUCCCUUCUCGAAGACGACCACUGAAGGUGUUCGCCAUGGCUAGCAAGAAGAAGGUGAACCGCUACGACGAGGGCUGGAAGAAGCAGUGGUACGGGCCGGGGAUCUUCUACGAGGGGAGCGAGGAGGUGGAGAUGGACGUGAUCAAGGAGCUGGAGAAGCGCAAGGUGCUGAGCGGCGUGGAGAAGGCGGGGCUCCUCUCCAAGGCGGAGCAGCUAGGGUUCACGCUCUCCUCGAUCGAGAGGCUAGGGUUCUUCUCCAAGGCCGAGGAGCUGGGGCUCCUCAGCCUCCUCGAGCGCACCGCUGCCGCGUCCCCCUCCGCGCUCGCCUCCGUCGCCCUCCCCCUCCUCGUCGCCGCCGUCGCCGCCGUCGUCCUCAUCCCCGACGACUCCGCCGCUCUCGUCGCCGCCCAGGCCGUCGUCGCCGCCGUGCUCGCCCUCGCCGCCGUCGGGAUCUUCGCCGGCUCCGUCGUCCUCGGCGGGUUACAGGAGUCCGAUUGAAAAUUUAAAAACCCAGCUACCUAAUGUCUUUUAUGUUUUGAAAAUGGGACUGACUCGAGAAAUUAAUUAAUUAAUAUUACGCUGUAUUUUUUUUUUUUUUGUGUUUUUUUGGUAUCAAGAAUGAUCUGAGCACUACUAUUCAAGUA